AUGUGUGAGAAUGAAGUUAGAACACUCCCAACACGCCGCCCUGCCCUGGGGCGGACCGUCCCGGAGCGGCACCUGGAGUGCCCGCAGGCCUGGCACCCUCGGCCCACGCUCACCGGGCGACCCCCGACCGCCGAGGGCUUCUUUCCCCCGGGCCGUAGUUUCCGGGUGAGCAGAGGGCACGCCCUGGGGGCGCUGGCUGGGACCGACCGGAAGCGCGUCACCGCGGCGCCGGCGCCUGACGGGCUGGGUCGCUUCGCCCAGAUCGCAGCCUCGCGCCGCCACCUCGCGGUCCAGCGUGCAGGUGUUCGAUGGGAAGGGCGCAUUGCGCACAUGGGGGCGUCUGCUCCCGGUUUCCUCCACGACAAGGACACAGUGCACAGCAUCACUCACGCCGCCUCAGCACUCCACAAGAACAAGGCGGGCCAGGCCUCAGAAGGGCAGACGUUGCCCAGCAUUGGCUCCCCUGCGGCCACCCUGCUAGGCGCCUCAGGGAGCUCUCCUUCCACCGCUUUCAGGCACACACCUGCAGUCACCCUUCACACUUCACGUCACCACCUCUUCAUCCUCCACGAGCCCAUGUCCCUGUUUCAUUCUGAGCCCUUACACCUGCUGUUCCCUGCCUGGAAACCCCCCCCCCUGUUCCUCUGGCCACUUGCUGCUCAGAAUGUGCAGCUUUGUGGAAUCUGUCACUUUCCAAGUCAGUUGCGUUCUGCUUUGCGCUCAGCUCAUCAGGUUCCCACUGUCUCUGGUUUAGGUCUGUCCACACCCGAGAGCAAGGACCACAGCCAUCAGGUCACCGCGGUAUCCUGGGGCCUCACGCAUGGCCUGUAUUCAGGAGGUGGCCGGUAA
Molecule: messenger RNA, 849 nt
Organism: Rangifer tarandus platyrhynchus (Svalbard reindeer)
Lineage: Eukaryota; Metazoa; Chordata; Mammalia; Artiodactyla; Cervidae
Source: the annotation of a GenBank genome assembly